AUGGGUCCUCAACAACAAUCAGUCUACAACUACUCUCAGCAAAUGGAAGCAAUGAAACAAACUCCAAUCUUUUCUCAACAAAAAACUGCUACAACUAGUGUUGUCUCUACCCCAAUCUACAAAGAACCACAUAUUCUGGACCGUGAACCUCAUAUUCACCUUGCCACUCCUUUUGACAAACUUGAAGUCCUGUGUGAAUCGGUGGUAGACUUUGACAACAUGAAGCGCAAUAGAAUAGACCUCAUUGAGGAACUGAGAAUUAAGUCUCUGCCUCCUCCUUCUCGCUCUGUCAAUUUAAAGAAAAUUGCUUCUUCUUUCCCCCAAAUCACACUCAUCUAUACUCAAUCUGAAACCCCACCUUCUACCACUAAACCCUCUGAUACUCCAACCUCUAACCCACAGUCACCUCCGUUUCAAAAAUUCAACCUCUCCACUAUAACCCUACCAGUUUCUAUAGUUGAAAUGCUUAACAAUCCUAUCUCACCAAUCUCCUCCACACCUUCAUCUCCACCCUUCCACGUCGUAUCAUCAUACUCAGAACCUUCUGACCCUCAAUCCCCUACACUAGCUCAGCUUCAGGCACAUGCUCUUGCCUCUCAACCACAACCUGACCCAGAAACCAACACUCCACCAUCUGAACAACCACAAACACCACCAUCUGAACAACAAAAAAAUCCACCACCUGAACAACCAACACCACCACCCUCUAAUACCCCCACCAUACCACCCUCUGAAGAUAUCAUCUUCCCUACCCCUAAGAAUCCCACUAACACCACCCAAACCCCACCAUCAUCCUCAUCCCCCAACUCUGAACCAGAACAUACCUUCCCCACCUUAGAAGAAGCAAUCACUUUAUUUGUUGAGUCUUCAGUGGAGAAGAUCAAGUCUCUAUCUGUAAACUCUAGUAUCAGUGAUGAUCCCUCUAAAGCCUCUCUGAACAAGUCCAACGACUUUGUCAGAGAUGCUGGAGCAAGGCUACAUGCUCGCUUGGUCAGUGAGGACGAGGAAAAGGCCAGAAGAGAAGCAAAAGAGAAAGCUUUCCUGGAAGAGGAGCAACAAGUUAGAGAAGCUGAAGAUAAGGGUGCUACUGAAGUUGUUGCUGCUGCUGAAGCUGAGGCAAAAGCAAAAGCCGAAGCUGAAGAAGCAGCACACAUUGCUGCGGAGGAAGAUGCAAAGGCUAGUGCUGAUGCUCUGACUCAGGGGGAGAAAUCUAACUCUAGAAGAACUGCAGAAGGAGCAACAGAUUGUGCGAGCAAGAUUGGAUCAACAGGACUCCGUCAACAACAACAUUCAGAACCUGCCGACUCAAUUGCUCCAAAGGAUGCCUCCUCCUCCAAACCCUUAGGAACUUAG
Messenger RNA from Lathyrus oleraceus (garden pea), 1353 nucleotides. RefSeq lists its product as uncharacterized. The transcript is spliced from 3 exons. The record is from RefSeq and is a predicted model, not a curated record. NCBI's taxonomy places the organism in Eukaryota, Viridiplantae, Streptophyta, Magnoliopsida, Fabales, Fabaceae. Bases 1 to 1353 code for a protein of 450 amino acids.